Messenger RNA from Prorocentrum cordatum, 384 nucleotides. Lineage: Eukaryota; Dinophyceae; Prorocentrales; Prorocentraceae. The record is from the annotation of a GenBank genome assembly.
AUGAAGUACCUGCGCAAGCCAGAAUGGAUCGCGACGUUCUGCGGCGCGUUCCGAAUCAAUCCUCCUGCCAAUUUGACCGAGCGACACCUCAGGCAUGAGAAGUUCAAGGACAUGAAACAGUUUGAAUACUUCCUCUGGGAAGACAUCUGUAACCAGCCGCUCUUCGACUCCAUCAGUUUUGAGAUCUGUCGUAAACUCAACGUCCUUCAGGACGAUUUUUGGUUCGAGACAGACCAAGGACAUCGCCUGCGCAAUGUCGACGGAAUCCUGGAUAAGUUCAAGUAUCUCGACGGAGAGACAUCCCAUCGGGACAAGGAACAUCCCCCAGAGUUUCACGGCAAGCCUGUGAUUGACAUCCACGUCGUAGUGAAGCGCUGGGAGUGA